AUGUAACGGGCCAUAAUGAGCGGUAGUGGGGAUGCAAAGCCCCCGAUUCUGAUUCUUUGAGUAUACUCAUCACAUUGAUUGCUACUUUUGGGGAUUCCAUCAGAAACAUCCUUGCGUGGAGCCAACUCAGCCUUUCUAGAAAUCAAGCGAUACUAGUUCCGUGUAUGCGUUGUUGGACAGCAAAAAUGUCAUUCUCCGUGCUUUCUAGGCGCUAAAAAAUAUCUUCGCGUCGGCAUCGAUUCAAGGACAAGGAUGCUGGGGAUUCGAGGAUUUGGACGAAUUGGACCGAGGGCGUCGGCUAUUGGAUGGAUAUUCUAUGGAGUACGUUCUUGGAUUGUUCGCUGUAUUUGUGAGAAAGGAGUUGUCAAGAUCAGCGAGCUUCGUAAAAUCUACCAGUCGACCGUCGUCAAGGAUAGAUAAGUUCAGUUCAGACCUCUGUCGGGAGUCUUGAAAGCUGUCAAUGAGAAUUUGCUGCAUUGGCAGGGAUGGAAUGCAGUCAUCCAAGACGAUCGCCUCACCUAUGUGAAUGUGAAGGGAGAUACACCGAAUGAUGUGAGAGCAAGCGAGACCGAGAGAACAUUGGCAAUUCUCAAGAAUAUUUAAUUUUUUGAUCUGCUCUCUCGUCCUUCUCUCAUCGAAAACCGCAUUUUUAGGCGUUUUCGUUCCAAAAUUCGGCACGACGCGUUCGAAAAACUUGGUCCGUGUGCUGUUCGCGAGCUUUAAUCGCAAUCAGACGCAGCUUUUCGCUAGAAACUGCUCGAGAUUACUACUAAGCCAUCGCCACAGCAUUAUGGAUCCUAAUUUGAGACCAGUAGCCGUCAAACGCGUGCAAAAACACUGGGACCAACCAAAAAAUGCGACUCCACCGCCUCAACUGACCGUCUACAAUAGUUUGACUCGUCAGAAAGAGGUUUUUGUUCCAAAUGAGGGAGCACGAGUUGGAUGGUACAUUUGCGGUCCGACGGUCAACGAUUCUUCGCAUAUGGGCCACGCUCGAUCCUAUCUUUCUUUGGAUAUUCUGAGAAGAGUCUUCAGGGAUUAUUUCGGAUAUGAUGUGGAAUUUAUCAUGAAUAUCACUGAUGUGGACGAUAAAAUCAUCAAAAGAGCUCGUCAAAGCCACCUGCUCAAGUCGUACUUCAACGAAUCGCUCCACCUGUGAUGAAAGUGUGCGAGGACGUUGUCGCCGCGCUGGAACAUUUCAAGACGAAAUUCGAAACUGAAAUGGAUCCGGACAAGAAGAAGAUGUUCGAAGUGAUGAUAAAGAAGGUACAGCAGUUUUGCAGGGUAUCUCUCCUUGACACGAGUUCGAUGGACCCCCGAAUCGGUUAUCUGGCCGUCUUGAAAGGGCGUGCAAUUGCUGCUGCUCAGGCCUCAGAACUCAACGCAUUCUAAGCUGCUGCAAACGACCUUCAUCGUAUAUCUGCACAAAUCGAAGCGGUUCAGCUCGAAGACGAUAUCCACGUAUAUGUUCCACCAAAUCAAAACGGGGUGUUGGAUCGAUUCCGCGAUGCACGACAAACCGCUGCUGGUAAUAAACUAGGUCAUCACAAAAUUUAAUACACUUUCUUACGGAGGCCGCAUUCGCAGCUUGUGCCGCAGCUGCUGGAUUCGCCCAUCAUGCUGAGCCAGCCCAACAGGAGCUCUUCUAUGCCGUUCGGGAGACCAUUUGUCAACGUAUACAAGCUAUGGAACCGCGCCGGGGCGGGCUAUAAAUGAAUCUCAUAUUCGAAUAAACAUUUGUUGA
Caenorhabditis elegans is the source of this 1744-nucleotide messenger RNA. Lineage: Eukaryota; Metazoa; Nematoda; Chromadorea; Rhabditida; Rhabditidae. The record is from the annotation of a RefSeq genome assembly.